ACCACUUUCAGUUUCUGCAGCUUACUUGCUUCGUAAACACCUCUUACGUAACGCGUUUGCCCGGUUUAACAGCCCGCAUUUGCAUGACACACUUUUUAAAAUUCAUCGUUUUAUCUAAAUAUUAAAUAUUAUCUAUUCGAUCGCUAAUGAUUUCGCACUUUUAAGUUAGCUUAAUUAUAACUAAUUGUAAGUUAGUAUUUGUUAAUUUAAAGGAACAACCGUUUGUCUAUUUUAAUUUAAUUUUAAUUUCGCGCUUAAAUCGUCACAGAUACAAACGAAAGAUAAAAAAACGUUUAUUAAAAAAAUAUAUGUUCUCGGACUGGGUUUUUGGCACGUUAAAUAAAAAAAAAAAUAGCGUAGAUUAUGUGCAGAACAAAGUGUAUUUUUAUCAUUGAGUGCAAAAGUGAUGUGUGUGUUUUGUGAAGGCUUGCCGUAAAUUUAGCACCAUCUGUCGAAAAGGUGGAGGGCGACGCGAGAGCGAGGCGUGCGCGUGCGGGCGGCGCGCCCCCGCCGCGACCGCGCCGUCGCACGCCCCGCACCCGCUGCGAGCGCUUGAUGACAUGCCGCCAGUACUCAGAUCAAACCCGUUGUACACAGAGGAGGAGGAACAAGAGGUAGUCAUAAUUGUGGACUCCCUAGAGGCCGAGGAUGUAGGAGAAGCCGGUGAGGAGCCGCGCACUCCUAGACGGGCGCCUUCUACCUCUUCAGGUAGCCAAUGUUACGGCAGCGGUGCUGGAAGCCACGGUCGGGUGUCUCCCAAUUUACCAAAGAAUGAGCAGUACGACCCGGAGCCGGUACGACUGUCGGAUGAUAAAAAUGGAUCUCAAAGCACCUCCGAUUCUGACGGCACUCCGCCGUGCACUCUCUCUAGAAGCUUGAAAGAAGAUAUUCGCUCCUGUUUGGGAGGCUGUCGUUGGGAGAAGGAUGUAAACCAAGUAGUAGAAGCGGCAGUGCGAGGGGCGGGUGGUAUGAGUGCGGCCAGAGCUCGUCUCCACGCGGCCCUGCUAGCACUGCACGAGCCGCCUUCCAUCCCCAACCGCGGGCCCUCGCUGCCGUACUGCGGCCCAGGAGUGCGACCAGGGGACGUCACCAUGAUGCCGAAGACUACGGGCAUGUCUUUAUUGGCGGCCAGCGCCCUCUUUACCCUGGACGGUGCAAGGGGCGAGGAACUUUCUAGACGUCUGGCUCGUGGUCAAAAGCGCCGUAGACGUUGCCGAGCGAUUCUAGCCCUUCUUGCUUUGCUGUUACUGCUCGUAGCUGUCGGUGCCGUUGAGCUCUUGAUGUCGCGAGGACAGCGCGUGUUUGGCGCUGUACUCCGAUGAGUAUGCUGCAUUGAGCGACACCACUGCAUAGGCCAAGAACAAGGAUUCCGAGACAAAAACAUUAUUACAUUGUUUUGUGAUUGAUUAACAAUAAGUCAUUAUUAAUAGUCAAAUAGAUGAGGUUUUAGAUUUAAGUUAUAUGUACAUUCAGGUUAAAUUUGUAUAAAACGCAUUUGGAUGUGAUAACAAUUUAAGCAUUUUAAGAUUCGCUUAUUAUUUGAACAUUGUGGUUACCGCUGGGUUAUAAAACAAUAAAACUUUGUCGAUAAUAGUUGUAAGAUUAGAUUUGGAAAUAAAAUAAUUAUAACUGUUUUAAA
Molecule: messenger RNA, 1639 nt
Organism: Zerene cesonia (dogface butterfly)
Lineage: Eukaryota; Metazoa; Arthropoda; Insecta; Lepidoptera; Pieridae
Exons: 7
Coding region: 561-1322 (253 amino acids)
Source: RefSeq, a predicted model, not a curated record